Molecule: messenger RNA, 273 nt
Organism: Hippopotamus amphibius kiboko
Lineage: Eukaryota; Metazoa; Chordata; Mammalia; Artiodactyla; Hippopotamidae
Product: keratin-associated protein 21-1
Exons: 2
Coding region: 1-273 (90 amino acids)
Source: RefSeq, a predicted model, not a curated record
AUGAGUUGUUACUGCUAUGGAAAUUUCUAUGGAGGUAUAGCUAUCGCUAUCGCCCGGGCUAUGUCUCACUACAGCAAUGCCUGUGGCUACGGCUGUGGAUUUAGCCCCUAUUACAGCUGUAGCUAUCGGACUGGCUAUGGCUGUGGCUAUGGCUGUGGAUACGGCUCCCGUUACGGCUGUGGCUACGGAAGCAGAUAUGGCUGUGGCUACGGCUCUGGCUACUGCAGCUCCUGGCCAGUUUGCUACAGGAGGUGGUAUUCUUCUUGCUACUAG